GGGGUGUAGCUGUGGUUCCCUAGGGACACUGUGGACGUCUGCAGUGGGCAUGCAUGUGUGCGGGGGAGUGGAGGGGUAGGCUGUGUUUGUGCAGCAGGUGGGAAGUGACCGUGUCCAAUGACCGUGGGAGCCUGUGUGAGUGUGUGUGUGCCCGUGUGUAUGCUGCCAAACAGGAAAACUGCCCCGUGUGUCUGCGUGUGCAGCAUCAUGAGAAUCCUUGCACGUGACCGCUGCAGGCUGGGUGUUGUGUGGCACAGCGCCUAGGGAUGAGGGUCUGUCUGCCGGGCUCCGUUUGUGACUGUGUCUCUUUAAGUGACUGGGACACAGUCAGUCCUCCAGAAACACAUAGGGAGUGAAUAACUGAAUGCAGAGAAACGGGGCUGGAGGGGGUGUCCCAUGCCUUCUCUAGAUGUCCAUCUGUCUGUCCAUCUGCCACCACUCUGUUCUGUUCAUCCCUGUCAGCCAGCACAGGGCCAGGCACCAACUAGGUUCUCACGAAACCUUUGGCAAAUGAAGUAAUCAGAGAACAAAAGACUACUGCUUGGGGUGCGGAAGUGGGAGAUGUCCCAGUGGAGGAAGCCCAGUGGAGGGGUCUGGAGGUGCCGUGUCCGCACAGAGCUCCGGGUGCAAGGAAGGGCCCAAUCCCAGCCUCACCUCCCUGGGACUUGGGAUUCCCCUCUGUAAAAUGGGGGCCCUGAUCCCCCUGUCCCCGUCCCUGGGGUCCCUAGUAUGAGCUCCGUGGAUGUUUGCUGAGUGACUGAACGACCGACUGUAGGUUGUGAGUAAUGACCUCAUCUCAGAGGCAGCCAGGUUCUGUAGCUCAGCCUCGACGCCAAUCACAUCGACACCUGGUUUCGCCCGUUCUCCUUUGAUUGAAGCCACAGGUGUUCCCGGCAGGAUGGCGGAGCAGCACAGUGCCCCGGAGCAGGCUGCCGCUGGCAAGAGUCAUGGAGGCCUCGGAGGCAGCUACAAGGUGAUCGUGUACGAAAUGGAGAACUUCCAGGGCAAGCGGUGCGAGCUCUCGGCCGAGUGCCCCAACCUGACGGAAAGCCUGCUGGAGAAAGUGGGCUCCAUCCAAGUGGAGUCGGGACCGUGGCUGGCGUUUGAGUGCAGGGCCUUCCGCGGGGAGCAGUUCGUCCUGGAGAAGGGGGAUUACCCUCGCUGGGACGCCUGGUCCAACAGCCACCAUAGUGACAGCCUCCUGUCCCUCCGGCCUCUGCACAUUGAUGGCCCGGAUCACAAGCUGCAUCUGUUUGAGAACCCAGCUUUCAGUGGCCGCAAGAUGGAGAUCGUGGACGAUGAUGUGCCCAGCCUCUGGGCUCAUGGCUUCCAGGACCGUGUGGCGAGCGUCCGGGCCAUCAACGGGACGUGGGUUGGCUACGAGUUCCCCGGCUACCGCGGGCGCCAGUACGUGUUUGAGCGGGGCGAGUACCGCCACUGGAACGAGUGGGACGCCAACCAGCCGCAGCUGCAGUCCGUGCGCCGCAUCCGCGACCAGAAGUGGCACAAACGGGGCUGCUUCCUCAGCAGCUGAAGGGCGCCCAGGCCCCAGUGGCCCAGGCCCGCCCUGGGGGGCAGCGAGGGCAAGAAGAGGAGGCUCCAGGGCCGGGGUGAGGGCCUGCCUGGCCACCCUUCCCCAGAAUCUGCUCAAUAAAGCCUGGGGCCGGUCCCCGACCUGC
Camelus dromedarius (Arabian camel) is the source of this 1679-nucleotide messenger RNA. It is a transcript of the gene CRYBB3, whose product is annotated as crystallin beta B3. The record is from RefSeq and is a predicted model, not a curated record. Lineage: Eukaryota; Metazoa; Chordata; Mammalia; Artiodactyla; Camelidae. The transcript is spliced from 5 exons. Bases 899 to 1534 code for a protein of 211 amino acids. Gene Ontology annotation, biological process: lens development in camera-type eye; visual perception. Gene Ontology annotation, molecular function: structural constituent of eye lens.